This is a messenger RNA of Prunus armeniaca (apricot), 582 nucleotides long. Lineage: Eukaryota; Viridiplantae; Streptophyta; Magnoliopsida; Rosales; Rosaceae. The record is from the annotation of a GenBank genome assembly.
AUGAUUGGAAGCAUCGAUUACAUGCACUGGCAGUGGAAGAAUUACCCAACUGCUUGGCAAGGAGAUUAUGGGAAUAGGAAGGACAAAAAAAGUAUCAUUCUGGAGGUCGUUGCAUCAUUUAAUACUUGGGUUUGGCAUGCCUUUUUCGGAGUUGCGGGAUCUCAAAACGACAGUAACGUACUUGGCCAAUCCCCAGAAUUCAACGAUGUGUUGAGAGAGGGUUAUAGGAAAGAUGCGGAAAUUAUUAGGGGUGCUGCUUGUAUGUUUGAUGAAGAUAUGCUAGAAAGCAUUAUGAUGACUUACAUCGUCCUCCAUUACAUGAUUGUGGAAGAUGAGUAUGAUUAUGAUGCCCUUGAGAUGUUAGAACCCGAUCCCAUGUACAUGACAUUAACAAGAAUUUAUGAACGGCCCGUGGGAGCAAAUGGACAACCACUGGAGCAUGAACUGUUGAUUAGGGACGAUUGUUACAACAACCAUAUGAUUGACCAUUAUAUGGAAAUCCUAUCUUUUUAUGUUCACGAGAGACGUCAAGUUGACUUGAUCGAACACUUAUGGGUGAUGAAAGGCAAUCACUGUGGAUGA